GGCGGUGGCGGGCAGAUCACUUCUGUGACUUGAACUACAAGGCACCAUGUCUCGGGCCCGUCAACCCCCCCUGGUGACAGGUAUUUCUCCAAAUGAAGGAAUCCCAUGGACCAAGGUCACAAUCAGAGGAGAAAACUUGGGCACUGGCCCAAUGGACCUCAUAGGUUUGACGAUCUGUGGACAUAAUUGCCUCCUGACGGCAGAUUGGAUGUCGGCAAGCAAAAUUGUAUGUCGGGUGGGACAAGCCAAAAAUGACAAAGGGGACAUUAUUGUCACAACCAAGUCAGGUGGCAGAGGAACCUCAACGGUCUCUUUCAAGCUCCUCAAACCUGAAAAAAUAGGUAUUUUGGAUCAGUCGGCAGUAUGGGUUGAUGAAAUGAAUUACUAUGAUAUGCGUACCGACAGGAAUAAAGGAAUCUCCCCCUUGUCCCUACGUCCUGCAAACCCACUUGGCAUUGAUAUCGAAAAAAAUAAAUUCCCCCAGAAGGAGCUGGAAAGACUGUUUCUUGGCAUGAGCUCGGAUUUCACCAGUGAGAACUUCUCAGCCGCCUGGUACCUCAUUGAGAAUCACUCUAACACCAGUUUUGACCAGCUCAAAGUGGCAGUCAGCAACCUGAAGCGACAGGCCCACAAGAAGAGUGAAGGCAGCCUGGCCUACGUGAAAGGGGGCCUCAGCACGUUCUUCGAGGCGCAGGACGCUCUGUCAGCCAUCCAUCAAAAGCUCGAAGCGGAUGGAACGGAAAAAGUUGAGGGAUCCAUGACGCAAAAACUGGAGAAUGUCCUCAACAGAGCAAGUACCUCCGCUGACACGUUAUUCCAAGAGGUUUUGGGUCGGAAGGACAAGGCAGAUUCCACGAGGAAUGCACUGAAUGUGCUUCAGCGAUUUAAGUUUCUGUUCAACCUCCCUCUAAAUAUUGAAAGGAAUAUUCAAAAGGGUGAUUAUGAUGUGGUUAUAAAUGACUAUGAAAAGGCCAAGUCGCUCUUUGGGAAGACGGAAGUCCACGUCUUCAAGAAAUACUACGCCGAGGUGGAAACUCGGAUCCAAGCCUUGCGGGAACUGCUUCUGGAAAAGUUACUGGAAACACCAUCCACCUUACACGAUCAGAAACACUACAUCAGGUACCUAUCGGACCUCCACGCCCCCGGGGACCCCGCGUGGCAGUGCAUCGGGGCGCAACACCGCUGGAUGCUCAAGCUCAUGUACAACUGCAAAGAGAGCUAUGUGCAAGAUCUCAAAGGCAACCCUGGCCUUCAUAGCCCCAUGCUGGACCUCGACAGUGACAUGCGGCCCUGUCCAUCCAUGCUCAGUCACCUGAGCCAGACUGCGUCCCUCAAGAGGGGCACCAGCUUCCAGUCCGGCCGGGAUGAUGCAUGGCGCUACAAGACUCCCCACCGGGUUGCCUUCGUUGAAAAAUUGACCAAGCUGGUUUUAAGCCAGCUGCCCAACUUCUGGAAGCUCUGGAUUUCCUACGUGAACGGGAGCCUUUUCAGCGAGACUGCUGAGAAGUCAGGCCAGAUUGAAAGAUCCAAGAACGCAAGGCAGAGGCAAAAUGACUUUAAGAAAAUGAUCCAGGAAGUGAUGCAGUGCCUCGUGAAGCUGGUCCGAGGAGCCCUGCUCCCUCUCAGCAUCCCGGAGGGUGGCGUGAGGCAGUACGGGGGCUGGGAGGUGAAGGCUGAGCUGUCUGGACACUGGCUGGCCCAUGUCAUCCAAACUCUGAGGCUCACGUAUGAAUCCUUGUCUGCUCUGGAAAUCCCCAAUGACAUGCUCCAGACUGUCCAGGACCUCAUUCUGGAUCUCCGAGUUCGUUGUGUGAUGGUCACAUUGGAACACACAGCAGAAGAAGUAAAGAGAUUAGCAGAAAAGGAAGAUUGGAUUGUCGAUAAUGAAGGUCUGACUUCUCUGCCCUGCCAAUUUGAACAGUGCAUCGUCCAUUCUCUGCAGUCACUCAAGGGCGUCCUAGAGAGCAAACCCGGAGAAGCCAGUGUUUUCCAGCAUCCCCAAACCCAGGAGGAUGUCUGUCAACUGAGCAUCACCAUCAUGCAGGUUUUUAUCUACUGUUUGGAACAGUUGAGCAUCAAACCUGAGACGGAUAAAGACAUGUCACAUCUUUCCAAUGAUGUUUCAUCUCCGGAUUUGUUCGGGAGCAUCCACGAAGACCUCAGCUUGACUUCUGAACAGCGGCUCUUGAUCCUCCUGAGCAACUGCCGCUACCUCGAGCGUCGAACCUUCCUGAACAUCGCGGAUCAUUUUGAGAAGUUCAGCUUCCAAGGAACAGAGAAGAUCACUCAGGUGAGCAUGGCCGCCCUCAAAGAAUUGGACCAGAAGCUCUUCGAGAAUUACAUUGAGUUGAAAGCGGACCCCAUUGUGGGCUCCUUGGAAACCGGAAUCUACGCGGGCUACUUCGAUUGGAGAGACUGCCUGCCCCCCACAGGUGUCAGAAACUAUUUAAAAGAAGCACUGGUGAAUAUAAUUGCUGUGCACGCAGAGGUGUUCACUGUUUCCAAAGAAUUGGUGCCUCGGGUCUUGUCCAGAGUGGUGGAAGCUGUUUCUGAAGAGCUCAGUCGACUGAUGCAGUGUGUUGCAUUCUUCAGUAACAAUGGAGCAUUGCAGGCGAGACUGGAAAUCUGCGCUCUGCGGGACACCGUGGCCAUCUACCUGACCCCUGAGAGCAGGUCGAGUUUCAAGCAGGCCCUGGAAGCCUUGCCCCAACUCUCCAGUGGUACCGAUAAAAAGCUCCUGGAGGAGCUGCUCAACACCUUCAAGAGCACGAUGCACUUACAGCUCGCCUGCUUCCAGACGGCAGGCGCCACCCUGACCAAGACAUGACAUUGCCGGGGACUGCGAGUGACCAGCUUUCUCUCAAAACAUACACAGUCUCUCUGUGUCUGUCUUUCUCUCUUUAAACCCUUUGAAAGCUGUUGUUCUUCUUACUCGGUCUCAACCAUAGUCUCAACCCCUGAUCUCAGUUGGGCCAGGCCCAAGUUCUCUGUUCUGUCCUUUUUCUCACCCUGGCCCUGAAUCGUCAUGCCCAGGCCUUCCACAUGUCUGCCAUUUCUUCUCGUCUUCCU
Suncus etruscus (white-toothed pygmy shrew) is the source of this 3069-nucleotide messenger RNA. It is a transcript of the gene EXOC2, whose product is annotated as exocyst complex component 2. The record is from RefSeq and is a predicted model, not a curated record. Lineage: Eukaryota; Metazoa; Chordata; Mammalia; Eulipotyphla; Soricidae. Gene Ontology annotation, biological process: exocytosis; Golgi to plasma membrane transport. Gene Ontology annotation, cellular component: exocyst. The transcript has 29 exons. The coding region runs from base 47 to 2827 and encodes 926 amino acids.